AUGCAUUGCUUACUUGCGCUGGAAAGCAAACGUGCAGACCUACUUGCAUGUCCUUGGCUCGUGGACGUUGCCAAAUGCAGUGUGUCGGGCGGCAACAUGCCGCGGGUAGGCCAUGGGCCUGCAACAGAGGAGAGGCGCCUCAACAGCGGGCUCCAGACGUUGCCUUCAGGCAUCAAUGCCUUUCCCGUUGCAAGACACAGCCCUUUCCAUCGAAGUAUAAAUCAAAAGAUGCCGGAGCUAUGGUCCGACUUCUCGGAAAGGGGAUUGCCGCAUGGCCGCGCUGGAACCCACGAGCGGAUUGACAACUACCAUGGAGACCCGGAGUUGUCAAAUCGUGAAGCUCCAGUUUCGGCACGACCCGGGCAAGUGGUGUUCGUCGGGCUGGCAGAAUUCGACAUGGAUGGCAGGGCAUUCACUGGCGGGGAGAUGGACCGCAUGAUGAUGAUCGCUGCUUCACAAAAGUACCCUUGUUCACGCCCAGCGACUUUUGACGAGUACGCUGAGAAGUCUAUUCUCGGCCUUCCCCAGCGAAAUACCAGCGGCCGCGAUGUGGUCUUCGUCGGGCCCGGCGCGACUGGCUGCGAGUUGUUCCAUACCAACACCCUAGGAGUGCAGAAAGCCGUCGUUCCGCCUGGCGACACGUUCGAUGGAACGUGGGGAGCUGCUUCGCUCUACGGGCGGAAAUGCAUUCUCUGUGUUUACCCUCUCCAGCGUCUGAAGAAGCAGCAGAGUCUGGUGCAGUUCGGCCUUGCACGGAGCACCGUUGGAAGGUCUGGGCGUCUCCGCCGGGCAGGCAGCCUGGCCUCGCUGUCGGACACCACCCAGUGGACAACCAGUAACUUCGGUGCCUCCAACCAGGCACAGACCACUCAGCGAAUGGAUCAGUUUUUCCGCUGA
This is a messenger RNA of Symbiodinium necroappetens, 897 nucleotides long. NCBI's taxonomy places the organism in Eukaryota, Dinophyceae, Suessiales, Symbiodiniaceae. The record is from the annotation of a GenBank genome assembly.